This is a messenger RNA of Mastomys coucha (southern multimammate mouse), 1922 nucleotides long. RefSeq names its product glyoxalase I (gene Glo1). Gene Ontology annotation, molecular function: lactoylglutathione lyase activity; metal ion binding. Lineage: Eukaryota; Metazoa; Chordata; Mammalia; Rodentia; Muridae. Bases 115 to 669 code for a protein of 184 amino acids. The transcript has 6 exons. The record is from RefSeq and is a predicted model, not a curated record.
GCCCGCCCGCCCCUUGGCCUGUCGCUCAGCCCAGGCGGCCCACGGUCCUUUCCGAGCGUGUGGCCGGCCGGCUUGUUUGCUAGCUGCUCUGUUUGGUGAUCCUCCGGGGCGGCCAUGGCAGAGCCACAGCCCGCGUCCAGUGGCCUCACUGAUGAGACCGCCUUCAGCUGCUGCUCCGAUCCGGACCCCAGCACCAAGGACUUUCUAAUGCAGCAAACGAUGCUGAGAAUUAAGGAUCCUAAGAAGUCCCUGGAUUUUUAUACGAGGGUUCUUGGACUGACCCUCCUCCAGAAGAUUGACUUCCCUUCUAUGAAGUUCUCACUCUAUUUCUUAGCGUAUGAGGAUAAGAAUGAUAUCCCCAAGGACAAGUCGGAGAGGACAGCGUGGACGUUCUCCAGAAAAGCCACCCUUGAGCUCACACACAACUGGGGCACUGAAGAUGACGAGACCCAAAGUUACCACAACGGCAACUCGGACCCUCGCGGAUUUGGUCACAUUGGGAUUGCCGUUCCUGACGUCUACGGUGCCUGUAAGAGAUUUGAAGAACUAGGUGUCAAGUUUGUGAAGAAGCCGGAUGACGGGAAAAUGAAAGGUCUGGCGUUCAUCCAAGAUCCUGACGGCUACUGGAUUGAGAUUCUGAAUCCUAACAAAAUAGCAACGAUUAUUUAGUUCCGUGAGAAUGUGCCUUCGAGGUGUCAGGGACAGCGGGCACAAGAAACAACGUGAUUCAAGAUGCUGCGGUGGCCAGAAGCAUGGGGGACUGAUGGGUCUCUGCUCCAGUUCAAAUCCAGUUCAAAUCCUUCUGAGACCCUUUUCAUUGUCCUCAUUCAGUGGGUUUUUAAAAGUCUUCCCUACGUAGUCCCCUAAUUUUCAAGUAGCAAUUUAUCUUAUGACCUUGACAAAGUUGUGUGACUUUACUUUUAAGAUAAUAAUUAGAACAGUUCCCUCUAGAGACCACAGUUGCUAGGGCCUGUCUCUUAAAGACUACUCAAGUCUGGUUCUGAUUCAUCAUUUAAAAUUUUGUUUCAAAUGUUUCUUUUUGGGGGUCCAUUACCUUCGGGGGUUUCAUUUCCUCAGAAAUAACUUUCCAUAGUGGAAAGUACAGAGCAGUGAACAGAAAUCAAAUUUUUUUGUGUGUACUUCAAACACCUUAGUGUUUAUCUUACAAAAGAGAAGGCACUCCUGAGAGCAAUUCGGAAUCAUGCUGACAAGGACACAGAUAGAAAUACUAACUUUUUUUUUUUUGUAUCUAUCAAGUACUUUCAGCAUUCAAGGACUAACUUUACUUUUCUGGGAUUGUGGAGGAGGAAGGCACUAGACAGUGGGCUCAGCUGUAGCACCCUGUAUGUGAACGAACGCUACAGUUACCAUGUGAGAAGGCAAGCAGCUGGAUAUCCCGAGUAACCUGACUGAAGGCUUGGGAGGUGUUUCUAGUAGCUGAUGAUGCCUCACAGUACCUCCUGCUCCACUGGGAAACCUGCAGUGAGUCUGGCCUUGUGCUCUUGACUCUCACACUCGGCCUUGAAUACCACCUAGAAAGCGGCCCAGAGGUCUAUAGGACAAGGCUGCUGUAGGGGACACCUGUGAGUGAGCCCUCCCCACCCCACGGUCUUCACGAUGCUUGCAAUCAUGUAGGAUAAGUUACCUUCGGUACUAAGAGGUCUGGUGUUAGCUCUGUGGUCUUCCCUGCUGAGUGAGGAUGGAGGGACUCUCAGAGGCGAUUUGGAGAUUCAGUGACUGGAGGACAAAACCCAAUCUGACUGCAGCGAAAUUUCCUGCCCUCUGAGGUGGAAGACGCGGGUGGGCAAUGCCAAGCGUGACACAGCUAUGGGCACUGUCUCUUCUCGGGAUGGAAUGGAUUUAUGUGAGCAGUUUAAAUACAUCCUAGGCUGAAAUAAAGCUAACGCAGUUGAAUACAUAAA